This is a messenger RNA of Cercopithifilaria johnstoni, 2400 nucleotides long. The record is from the annotation of a GenBank genome assembly. Lineage: Eukaryota; Metazoa; Nematoda; Chromadorea; Rhabditida; Onchocercidae.
AUGGUUUUGCUGAAUCUCUUAUGGGGAUGUGUUAUAUUUGUGGUACUUUUUUCCGUAACAUUUGGCAGUUAUUGCAUGCUAAAGCGACGGAUGCGAGUGGAGGGUCAUGCUGAGAAAGAAAGCCUUGCCGUUUCAUUAGGUAACUGUUUUGCUUGUGGUAUAUUCUUGUCGUCGUGUUUCCUUGGUCUCCUGCCACAUAUCCGAAAGCAUGAAGAACAUAUCCGAAAUCUAUGGAUUACACGAGCCGACCACUCCGGUUCAUCUUCACAUAUAUUUUUAAAUUCGGAAUUGAUUGUCUUAAUGGGCUUUCUUUUAAUACUUCUCCUUGAAGAGAUAGUUCAUAUCUUUCACAAAGCUGGCUCUAAUGGAAUGCUCAAAUAUUCCACUCAAAUGAAACGCAUAUCAGCAAGCGGUAAAACUUUUGAAAAUAUAUUAAACACCACUGCGCCAUCCACACGCAAUGCGACCACUUCAUUAAGGUGGAGCGAGGAUGCUGAGUUGCUUUUCUCAGAUAAUAAUAGCACCGAAGAUUUUACUGCUCAAGCUGAUAAUCCUGUGGCAAUUGAAUUUCGGCAGUUCAGUGAUGAGGUCGUUCAAAAACAUAGCCAUGGUAUAUAUUCUCAUUCUGGUCUUCUUUCAUCGGAUAUGUCGCUGAGCGCAUUUGUUUUGUUGCUCAGUCUUUCAACACAUUCAGUAUUUGAAGGUAUCGCACUGGGAUCAUCGCUAAUCUCAACAGAGUUCUACAGUCUUUUAAUUGCCAUUAUGAUCCAUGAAGUACUGUGUUCAUUUGCCUUGGGUGUUAGCUUAGCACAACAAAAUAUUGCUCCCAGAAGAGCAUUCAUGUCAUCAAUAGUACUUGCAAGUAGUAUUCCAAUGGGGAUAUCAUCAUCUAUUGUAAUAAAUUCCAUGGAAACUUUCACAGCACUGCUGAUUCGAUUUGUAUUGGAAGGAUUCGCAGCUGGAGCAUUCAUUUAUGUUGCAUGUGUCGAAAUGCUGAGUUCGGAAUUAAGUGUUCAUGAGCGUGGUAUGAGGCAAGGCUUAUCUAAAGCACUGGCUGUAAUUACUGAUACGAAUUUCUUUAAUAAUGAAUCUUCAUCAUGUGGUUCUACUGUUCAAGUGGAUAUUUCAGGCAAGUUGACUAUAUUAAAACAUAAGGCGAAAAGUCAUGGAUUACAUAUAGAAGUUUGCAGAAUUCUCCUCUUAAUGGCUAAAUUCACCUUUCAAAAGAUAAUCCGAGUACGAAAUAUUGAUUUAGCAGUACUCGAUGAAAGUGCAUAUUACGAAACUGUUUAUGCGGGCAGCAGUGUGCCAAACCGAAGAUUCUAUGCGAUAGAAUCGCCAUUUCAAAUGAAUUCGCAGGCUUCUGCAGUAUCUGAAAAGAUGUCCCUCACAAACGAAAAUAAGCCAAAACGUAAACGAAAGCGUGGUAUUUCAUCAAAUAUCUGCUGUGAUUUAUACGAAGUCAGCAUUGUUCUAAAGAAGAUAUUAGAAAGGGCAGUUGCAAUGGACGCAUUUAGCAAAAUUCAGUGCGAGCCAUGUUCUUCUGUUGAAACUGCAUUGGAUUUCAAUAAUCGUCUAGCACAGCAAUUAGCUCUUACUGCAAAUUCAGUUCCUUGUCCAUUAUCUCGCUAUGCAAAGCAGCAGUGCUUUGCAAAACAAAACAUUAAGGAAAUAUUUUUAAAUGAAGAAAAAGGAAGCAUUGAUGAUAUGUCAAAUGAACUCAUAAUGUGGGUAAAUGCCGAACCGAAAGUUAUUACAGCCGAAUGCAAAGGUGAAAAAUUCAUCUUACCUCCAUUCUCUUCUUUCAUCAUCAACGAUGUGCGUGUAUCAAGGGCACUGAUCAAAUAUGGGAAACGGUUUGAUUUCAUAUUAUUGGAUCCGCCAUGGGAGAAUAAAUCUGUUAAGAGGAAAACUGUUUAUCCAACAUAUGGAGAUCGAACAUGGACGUCGGAUUUAUAUGUGCCGGAACUUUUAACGGAAACGGGACUGUUCGCAAUAUGGGUUACAAACAAUGCGAGGCACUUUAAAUUUAUUGAUGAUACCAUUGAAUAUUUUGGUUUCGAAAAAAUUGCAACUUGGCGAUGGCUUAAAGUGACAAGAAAUGGCAAACCCGUUUACAGCCUGGAUAGCCAACAUAAGCAACCUUUUGAAAGUAUUAUAUUUGCUUCUAGCAGUGCUGCCCGCAAAUAUUAUAUGAAGAUCGUCGAUGAAUUUGUGUUAAUCAGCACUCCAUCUGUAAUCCAUUCACGAAAACCACCGUUGCUUCCAGUGUUACAAGCUCUUGGAAUUCUUGAAGAAUCUGCGGAGCAGUUGGAACUGUACGGGAGGUAUCUAUUACCACGAACAACAACUGUUGGAUUUGAAGCAGCUAAACUGCAAAAUAUACGAUAUUUUGUUUGA